UAGGCUUGUUCAGUACGAAUCAGUAUCAGAUCCAAAGAAAAAUAAAAUUUAUAAAAAUAUAUUUCUACGCACAGCAAUCAGUAGAAUCAUAAAUUAACUGUGUUUAUCUUCUUGAAGUCGUUAUGCAUCCACAUUUGACUACCAAAAUAGAUGACGAUAGCAUUGAACUGUUCAUACGUGAGAAUGGAAUUACCAAUGGCGGGAAAAGACUUGGUAGAAAAACGCGAUCUUCCGACAGCAAAUUACUGGAAAAUAUACUCAUAGAAAACCUUAAUGAAUCAAGCUCUACAUUAUCAACAGCUUUGAUUAAUGCGCAACUAAAAGAAGUUUCUAAUGGACCUGCAAGAAAACAGAAAAAUAUCGUCAAUAAGGGAAAAGUUAUUCUGUCUACACACAACAUAGAAUUAAAUAUCAACAAAACUGCAAUCAAGUCUGCUCGUUGCAAUGACUGCGACAAAUCUAAGACUAAAUGUCCACAAAUCUACGCAUUUCUUGUAUGGUUGCAAAUGAAGCAGGAAGAGGUAUUGCAAGAAAUGGAAAACCAAAAUUUUAUGCAGAAAAAAGUUAAAAACGAAUCUAACGUAGAUAACGUGCUGAAACCUGCUAAUAUUUUUCCCGAACAAGAAGAAAUUAAACCGUUAGCCAAAAUAAAGAAAGAGGUGCUUCAAGUGUCAGCGGUAGAAUUGAAAUCCGCCAUGAGUUUGUCAAUGUUCAACUUGAUUCGGGAAUAUUCAACCAAUGACCCUGAUGAAUUUCUGCGUUAUUGUACUGAACGAAUGCAAAAGGAAAAUUGUUCCAAUGCUCAAAUUUUGACUGUUGAACAAGCGGACACUGAUCUUUGGCAUGAAUUGAGAAAAGGUCGAAUCACUGCAUCUAGAAUCCACGAAGCCUCUCGAUGCACCAUGCUGAAAGGUUCACUCACUAACAAAAUAAUGGGAAUUAGUUCGGGAUUUUCAUUUGCUAUGAAGCGAGGUACUGAUUUGGAAGGUCAUGUGUUUGCAGUAUUAAAGAAACAAUACCCGUCUCUGCGUGAGACUGGUUUGGUUCUCGAUCCUCAAUUUCCCUGGAUGGGAGCUUCUCCCGACGGAAUCAGUGAUGAUUUUGUAUUGGAGAUCAAGUGUCCGUACACUCCGAAAACGUACGAAUGCUAUAUCGAUGUGAAGAAACUGUCGAAGAAGUAUUUCGCACAAAUACAACUGCAGAUGCACAUGACGCAUAAGACGAAAGCACUGCUCGGCGUAGCAGCGCUAGAUUUCGAAAGAACUCGUAACGUUACGCAAGUAUGGAUCGAAUACGAUCGGGAGUAUGUUGCUAACGUGAUGAAAGAAGCCUUUGAGUACUGGCGAAAAGGCAUUUUUCCUGCGCUGUUAAGAAAGCGCAAAUCCAAGAAAUGAAAAUUUAACUGAACUAGUUCGAUAUUAACUUAAUCCUAACCGUUUAAACUGAACUGACGAAAUGGAAAUGAAUUAGUACGAUAAGUUGGGUACAACCAACAAGCACAUUUGUUUUUUGACUAUCCUGUUAUGCGAUAUAUCUAAAAUCUCAUGUUAUUAGUUCUUAAUUGUUAAACUGAAUUCGUUUAUUUGAAUUGAAAUUCAGAGUUUGUUGCAGUGUGCCCGACGGCAAGUUAGUUUUUUGGAGGAUUUUCUAAUUAGGACGUGAAGCGUGCUGACACAAUGUGUAUCUCAUACUUGAAUGAACAAUAAA
Molecule: messenger RNA, 1707 nt
Organism: Malaya genurostris
Lineage: Eukaryota; Metazoa; Arthropoda; Insecta; Diptera; Culicidae
Exons: 3
Coding region: 123-1394 (423 amino acids)
Source: RefSeq, a predicted model, not a curated record